Molecule: messenger RNA, 768 nt
Organism: Fusarium sp. VM40
Lineage: Eukaryota; Fungi; Ascomycota; Sordariomycetes; Hypocreales; Nectriaceae
Source: the annotation of a GenBank genome assembly
AUGACAUUCACCAAAGCCCUCAUUCCGCUUGCGCUCCUGCUUGCCAAAGCGCAAGCUGGCUCAUUUGCUUCAUGCCCGAAUGACCUGCCUCUUUCGUGCCACAACACCACCAGCGUUUCAGAUACUUGCUGCUUCAUCCCCGCCGGCCAGCUCCUCCAGACUCAAUUCUGGGACUCAGACCCCGCCGGAGGACCUUCUGACUCUUGGACUAUUCACGGUCUCUGGCCUGAUUACUGCGACGGCACAUACCCGCAGUUCUGCGACUCCAGCCGCGAGUACACCAACAUCAAGAGCAUCGUGUCCAAGUUCCUCGGCAACAGCACACUAUCCUACAUGGACAAGUACUGGGUCAGCGAGGACGGCAACGACGAGUCGCUGUGGGAGCACGAGUGGGACAAGCACGGCACAUGCAUCAGCACCCUCGAGCCUAGCUGCUACACCAACUACCAGACCGGCGCCGAGGCGGCAGACUACGUUAAGAGGACCAUCUCACUGUUCAAGACCCUGCCCACGUACAAGUGGCUCGCCGAGGCUGGCAUCGAGCCUUCUGACUCAAAGACGUACACGGCCACCGAGAUCCAGGACGCUUUGGCUUCGCAGCACGGAGCUCGUGUCACCAUCGGCUGCAAGUCAAAGACCCUCAACGAGGUUUGGUACCACUUCAAUGUUCAGGGUUCGCUUCAAGAGGGCCAGUUUGUGGCCUCGGAGCCCGAUGGAGGCAAGAGUUCUUGCCCUGACAGCGGCAUCAAGUAUGCGCCCAAGAACUAA